Molecule: messenger RNA, 1123 nt
Organism: Ceratosolen solmsi marchali
Lineage: Eukaryota; Metazoa; Arthropoda; Insecta; Hymenoptera; Agaonidae
Exons: 6
Coding region: 1-1110 (369 amino acids)
Source: RefSeq, a predicted model, not a curated record
AUGGCUGAAAUACGGUCAAAAACUAAUACAGUGCAAGUUCAUCUUCUCAUUGACACAGACUCUGAACUUUCAUUCGUCAUCGAGAACCUCAUCAGACAACGCUAUAUUCCUAUAAAACGUUCCAUCCUUCGCAUUCAUAGAAUUGGGGGAGCUCAAAAUCUUGCUAUUGCUUCAAACGCCAGAAUCACACAUCGGCAAGCCAAUUUUUGCGCUAUUCAGUGCCUACUAUGCCGAUCUUACUUCUCUCCUAGCUUGGGUCCUAUGCUCACGUGGUUAAUCUUCGCACUCAGCGCUCAUCUUGCAGAAACAUCGAAACAGCACGUGCCCCACCAGCGCACGAAGCAAUCGCAGAAACACGCGGCUUUAUUUGAAGAGUGUAAAUGUAAUAUUGAAAAUUAUGAAGAAGAAAAGAGUAUAAUUGAUGAAAAUAAAAUACUAUUAGUCAAAAAUAAGAAGAGUAAAGUUCACAGAGAGAAUAAAAAUGAACAAGAUGGAGAAGAAUAUGAGGUAGAAAAAAUUGUAGAUCAACGUACGAUAAAGGGUCGUCGUCAGUUCUUAGUUCGGUGGAAAGGUUAUACGGUAGAAUCUGAUACAUGGGAACAAGAAAAAGAAUUAAACUGUGACAGGUUAAUUGAAGAAUUCUUAACUGAACAAGAAGAAAAUACUGAAUAUUUUGAAAAGGACAUAAAACAAAUUAAGAAAAAAAUCAAAAAGCAAGAUAAAAAAAUUAAAAUACUGGGAAAAAACAAUAAAAUUAAAAAUGACACAUCUAAAAUACAUACAAAUGAAGACAUUGAAGAUUCAAAAGAAUAUGAAGUUGAAAAAAUUAUUGAAGUCCAUUUUAAAAAAAAUAAAACCCGCGAAUUUUUAGUUCGAUGGAAAGGAUUUUCACCAAAUGAAGAUACUUGGGAACCUGAAAAGCAUUUAAACUGUCCAGAACUUAUUAAUAAGUUUAUGGAAAAAUUAGAAAAAAUUAAAAGUGUUGAAGCGCGUGAAUUACGAGCAAAUCCUUCUCAUACAAAACAUUUCUUAUUAAACGUACACAGAGGAAAAAGACAAUCUCGGCGUAACUCAAAUAAACAAAGAGUUACUUACUAUGAAUAUGAUUAAUGAAAAUCAUAAA